CGCCGCGGUUUCCCGUCGCCUCGGUCUCAUUCCUUCGCGGUUCGUCGGCACCGCAUGGUUUUGUGCUCGGUCUCAAUCUUAUUGCAGAUCAUCUGUAAAUCAGUUAUGGCGGAUAACAAGGAGCGCACCUUAAUCCUAGUCAAGCCGGACGGCGUGCAGCGCGGCCUGGUCGGUAAGAUCAUCCAGCGCUUCGAGGAGAAAGGCUUCAAGCUCUUGGCGACGAAGAUGGUUUGGCCUACUGAGGAACAUCUGAAGAAACACUAUGCCGAUCUGGCAACGAAGCCCUUCUUCCCUGGUUUGGUCAAGUACAUGAGCUCAGGACCAGUCGUAGCGAUGGUCUGGGAAGGUUUGAACAUUGUAAAAACGGGUCGCGUGAUGCUGGGCGAGACAAAUCCGAUGGAUUCGGCUCCCGGCACCAUCCGUGGCGACUAUUGCAUACAUAUCGGCCGUAACAUCAUUCACGGCUCUGAUUCCGUCGGGUCUGCCAUAAAAGAGAUUGAUCUUUGGUUCGGAGAGAAGGAAGUGAUCAACUGGACGCAUGCAUCCGACAAUUGGAUUUACGAGUAAAGAUCCGUGCACGUGACGAUUCCUCCAGAAGAUGAUGCCGUCUCUUUACAAAUCCAUCUCAUUAGAGAGUAUUCCUCAGCCCGCAUUACCAGAACUUUGGGUAGGCGAUUCAAACUACUGAAGGUGUGACUGACGUUUGUUUGAAAAUAUCUACCGAGAAACUUGUUAAGAAUAAAUAAAUUGUCAAACUCCA
Messenger RNA from Dinoponera quadriceps, 760 nucleotides. It is a transcript of the gene awd, whose product is annotated as nucleoside diphosphate kinase. The record is from RefSeq and is a predicted model, not a curated record. Bases 55 to 567 code for a protein of 170 amino acids. Gene Ontology annotation, molecular function: nucleoside diphosphate kinase activity. The transcript has 3 exons. Gene Ontology annotation, biological process: GTP biosynthetic process; UTP biosynthetic process; CTP biosynthetic process. Lineage: Eukaryota; Metazoa; Arthropoda; Insecta; Hymenoptera; Formicidae.